Messenger RNA from Eruca vesicaria subsp. sativa (arugula), 711 nucleotides. Lineage: Eukaryota; Viridiplantae; Streptophyta; Magnoliopsida; Brassicales; Brassicaceae. The record is from the annotation of a GenBank genome assembly.
AUGAAUGAACGCUUUGCUAUCAACUCUGGAGGCAUUCAGAAUUUGCAGACCACCGAGGAAGGAUCUAAUCUGAGCAAUCCUCAAAAAUUGAUGUUGGAUGCUUUCAAAGGAGCUCCGCAGGUCCCCAAAAUUCAGGAUUCUAUGGUGGGUGAUGGAAGCCAUUCUAAGGCCAGAAAAUCUCUCAAAUUUGAGGAGGAAAUAGAUGCAGAGGAAGUGGAUAAUAAGAGGUUUGAAUCUCUGGUUGAUGAUAAUAUUCAUAGGGAAGAAGCAAGGAAGAAGGCUGCUGAUAUGGUGGAGCAGGAUAUGAACUCUGCUCUAGAUGAUGCUCACAUGAUGAUAGAGGGUGAACUUCUGUCAGACUCUGAGCUUCUUAGUGAGGAUUGGGAGGAGGGUGAGGUACCUGACUUAAUGGAGGAGGCAGAUAUGGAGGCGGCAGAUAUGGAGGCUGAGAAUGGUAAGAUGUUAGACGUCGAGAUGAAGGAGCAUGCUAUCUUGGCUGAUCAAAACAUCAAAGAGGUUAACGUGGUCAAGCCUGCAAAGAAGAAGGGUGUAAAGACGGGGACCUUUGGGGGAACAACCAAGAAGCGGAUUGUUCAGACCAUUCUCUCUCCUAGGAAGAAUAAGUUACCAAAGGGGCCAAUGAAGAAUGGAGGUAAAGAUAAUGGUGAGGGGAAGAAGAAUGUUCCCAAAGCUAAAGAGGCUUUAGAAUAA